AUGGUGAAAAAAGGAGGACGAAGAAUUCUGAGACCAGACCUCAAACCGGAUCCAUCUUUAGAACUGAAAUCGGAUCUAAUCCAUUUGGUGCGUGAUUGCUGGGACGAAGAUCCUUCUCACAGACCAAAUAUAGAGGAAGUGCGAAGUCUGGUAAAGGCAUCCUUCGGAAAGAAACAUGCGAAUCUUAUGGAUCAUGUGUUCAAAAUCAUGGAGAAAUACGCCGAUUCUUUAGAAGAUGAAGUUGAAGCGAGAACAAAGGAAUUGGUUGACGAAAAAAAGAAAAGCGACUUGCUCCUGUGUCGAAUGCUACCAGUGUAUGGCGUUAGAGUCAUUAUCAUUAUUAGCGCAGAGGUGUAG
Molecule: messenger RNA, 357 nt
Organism: Strongylus vulgaris
Lineage: Eukaryota; Metazoa; Nematoda; Chromadorea; Rhabditida; Strongylidae
Source: the annotation of a GenBank genome assembly